This is a messenger RNA of Oryzias latipes (Japanese medaka), 1760 nucleotides long. Lineage: Eukaryota; Metazoa; Chordata; Actinopteri; Beloniformes; Adrianichthyidae. The record is from RefSeq and is a predicted model, not a curated record.
AGAAGAAGUUUCAAUGUGUGUUUGAGGGGAUCACUAAAGCAGGAAGCCCAACCCUUCUGAAUGAGAUCUACACAGAGCUCUUCAUCACAGAGGGAGGAAGAGGAGAGCUGAAUGAAGAACAUGAGGUCAGACAGAUUGAAGCAGCAUCCAGGAAAGCAGACAGAGCAGAAACAAGCAUCAGACAAUAAGAGCUCUUCCAACUCCCAGCUGGAAGACCAGAACCAAUCAGAACCGUGAUGACUAAGGGAGUGGCUGGCAUCGGGAAAACAGUCUUAACACAGAAGUUCACUCUGGACUGGGCUGAAGGCAAAGCCCACCAGAACCUCCACUUCACAUUUCCAUUCACUUUCAGAGAGCUGAAUGUGCUGAAAGAGGAGAAGUUCAGCUUGGUGGAACUUGUUCAUCACUUCUUCCCUGAAACCAAACAAGCAGGAAUCUGCAGCUUUGAAGACUUCCAGGUCCUCUUCAUCUUUGAUGGUCUGGAUGAGAGUCGACUUCCUCUGGACUUCCACAAGACUCAGAUCCUGAAUGACCAUAGAAAGUCCACCUCAGUGGCUGAUCUGCUGACAAACCUCAUCAGGGGGAACCUGCUUCCCUCUGCUCACCUCUGGAUAACCACACGACCUGCAGCAGCCAAUCAGAUCCCUGCUGAGUGUGUUGACAUGGUGACAGAGGUCAGAGGGUUCAAUGAUCCACAGAAGGAGGAGUACUUCAGGAAGAGGUUCAGAGAUGAAGAGCAGGCCAGCAGGAUCAUCUUCCACAUCAAGAGAUCCCGAAGCCUCCACAUCAUGUGCCACAUCCCAGUCUUCUGCUGGAUCACUGCUACAGUUCUGGAGGAUCUGAUGAAGAGCAGAGAGGGAGGAGAGCUGCCCAAGAGCCUGACUGAGAUGUACAUCCACUUCCUGGUGGUUCAGGCCAAAGUCAAGAGGGUCAAGUAUGAUGGAGGAGCUGAGACAGAUCCUCACUGGAGUCCAGAGAGCAGGAAGAUGAUGGAGUCUCUGGGAAAACUGGCUUUUGAGCAGCUGCAGAAAGGAAACCUGAUCUUCUAUGAAUCUGACCUGACAGGGUGUGGCGUCGAUGUCAGAGCAGCCUCACUGUACUCAGGAGUGUUCACACAGGUCUUUAGAGAGGAGAGAGGCCUGUACCAGGACAAGGUCUUCUGCUUCAUCCAUCUGAGUGUUCAGGAGUUUCUGGCUGCUCUUCAUGUCCACCUGACCUUCAUCACCUCUGGAAUCAACCUCAUGAAGGAACAGAAGAAAAAAUCCUUAAAGAUUCUCAAACUGAAACAAAUUAGUCCAGUCCAGUUCUACCAGAGUGCUGUGAAGAGGGCCUUACAGAGUCCAAACGGACACCUGGACUUGUUCCUCCGCUUCCUCCUGGGUCUUUCACUGCAGACCAAUCAGAAUCUCCUACAAGGUUUGCUGAUUCAGACAGGAAGUAGCUCACAGACCAAUCAGGAAACAGUCCAGUUCAUCAAGGAGAAGAUCAGUGAGGAUCUGCCUGCAGAGAAAAGCAUCAACCUGUUCCACUGUCUGAAUGAACUGAAUGAUCGUCCUCCAGUGGAGGAGAUCCAAUGGUUCCUGAGGUCAGGACGUCUCUCCACAGAGAAACUGUCUCCUGCUCAGUGGUCUGCUCUGGUCUUCAUCCUACUGUCAUCAGAAGAAGAUCUGGAAGAGUUUGACCUAAAAAAGUACUCAUGUUCAGAGGAGGCUCUUCUGAGGCUGCUGCCAGUGAUCAAAGUCUGGAACAAAGCUCUGUAA